Odocoileus virginianus texanus is the source of this 3058-nucleotide messenger RNA. The record is from RefSeq and is a predicted model, not a curated record. NCBI's taxonomy places the organism in Eukaryota, Metazoa, Chordata, Mammalia, Artiodactyla, Cervidae.
UGUCUGCGGGUUCACAGGUGGCCGGGUCAGUGCUGCUGAGGGGAAUUGGCCGGCGGCUAGAGACCCGGAACUCGUGCCGAGUACAGAGCGGACACUAACAGUGCGAUUGAAAAGUGUAUUGCAGGGAAGUGACAAGAUUACAUUUUGAGAAGCUGGAAUGAAGUUUCCAUGGAUUAACAAGCCCUGGAUAAGGACAGGAUCUCUGAGGAGAAACUCUAAGGUAUGAUUUGUACAUUUUGAGUCUCAGGACGGUGGGAAUUAGCCAGUGGAUUGCAGGCAUGUUGUGGAAGUUGCUGAUGAGAUCCCAGCCCUGCAGACUCUGUUCUUUCCGAAAAAUGCUAUCAGCUCCAAAAUACGGACCUUUUCUAGCAUCCUUCACCUAUACAACUGAUAGUCAGUCAAAGAAAGAAAAUAAAAAGACAGUAGAAAAGCUCUUUAAAUUGUCAGUUGAUAUCAGGAAAAUUCGAAGAUUAAGGGGCUGGGUACUUCUGGAGGAUGAAACCUAUGUUGAAGAAAUUGCAAAUAUUCUACGACAGCUGGGUGCCAAUGAGACUGCUGUAGCCAGUAUCUUGGAACGCUGCCCAGAAGCAAUUAUCUGCAGUCCAACUGCUGUUAACACCCAAAGAGAACUCUGGCAAUUAGUCUGUAAAAACGAGGAAGAGUUAGUCAAGUUAAUAGAACAGUUUCCAGAAUCUUUCUUUACUGUUAAAGACCAGGAAAACCGGAAGCUGAAUAUUCAGUUCUUUCAAGAGUUGGGACUCAAAAAUGUGGUCAUUAGCAGAUUUUUGACAACUGCAUCUAAUAUAUUUCAUAAUCCUAUUGAGAAGAAUAAGCAAAUGAUAAAGAUUCUCCAAGAGAGUUAUCUAAAUUUAGGUGGCUCCGAGGCCAACAUGAAAGUUUGGCUUCUAAAAUUGUUAAGCCAAAACCCAUUUAUUCUGUUAAAUUCUUCUGCAGCUAUAAAGGAAACACUAGAAUUUUUCCAGGAGCAGGGUUUCACAGACUUUGAAAUUCUCCAGCUUCUCUCCAAGCUCAAAGGAUUUCUUUUUCAACUUUGCCCAAGAAGUAUACAGAACAAUGAGGAAUCAAGCUUAGAGAGCCAUUCAGCUGCUAAGUGCCAGAGCCCAGAUUUACUGAGAUCUCUCUUCUGUUCAAAACUUGUGAACAGAAAAAGGAUUGCUUACAAGCUGGCAUAAGAAAAAGUCACCCCUACCUGACAUGCUAAAAGAACUGGAGAGGUUGCGACUGACACUAAUUCAAGCAUUCGCUGGAAAGGUUGUGACUGACACUAUUUCAAGCAUUAUGGGAAACUCAACUAACAUUGGAGGUUAGCUUGUUCCAUAUUUGUACAAAGGGGAUACAGAUACUUUCUUCCUAAGGGCCUCAUACUGAUUUAAUAAGAGAAUUUAUGGACCAUACCCAAUAGGUAAGUAAGUGCCCAGUAAGUAUCAGUUUUCUUCCUUCUUCCAGUUGGUUCCCUUCCCUUUGAAUCAUUUCUGGCCAGUAAGCAGUCUUAAGUUGGUUCCACAUCAGCUUAGGACACAGAAGUGCCCUCCUUACUUUAUAAUUCCUCCAUCAAUUCCCGAAGUUGAACAGUGCACAAGAACCACCUGCAGAGGUUGUUAAACUGCAGUCUCGAAUUCCACCCUGCAGAGAUUCAGGAAGUUGCUGUUAAACCUAAAAAUUUGCAUGUCUGAUAUUUAUUAGAGUUGUUUAAAAUAUAUGUGGACUUGAUUGUUGGCAUCAUAAUUCAUAUUUGGAGAUGUUCUGUCAUGUUUGUGCGUUAGUACCGAAAAAUUUAAAAACUGGCUACAGUGCUUUCUGAUUUGCUAUAUAACUAAAAUUUUAAGAAUACCCCGUUUUAAAAUUCCCUUUAUUUCCUUAGAUCUUUAUGAAACAGUUCAUCUUUUGCAGAUCAUAGUGCUUUAUUAAACAUAUUCAUGUAUUCUUUUCCCAUUUCUUUUAACACAAAAAAUUUACUCAAUCAUCAGUAAUUUUCAUCUGACAUUUCACUAAGUACAGGAUUCAUGAUGUCAACAUUAUUAGAUCAGUCAUUCUAGUGGGUCUCACAAGUUUAUCCUCAUUAUGCCAAAUACCCACUCAAAAGAUAAGGUGAAUAACAGAUGCCUCCAGGUGUAUACAACAACCUCAGUUUCUUGAAGUUAGCUAGUACUGUUCAACAGGUCAGAUUGCUAGUCUACAAAAAUAAACUGGAAAAGACUCGUGUACAGCUUUACAUAUCAAAUGGCAAGUUCAUUUCAACAAGAACCUCUACAACUAACUGUUCAUUUGUACAAGUUCUCUGCUAUCAUUGCAAAGCCUCUCCUGAACAAAGUUAUAAGUUUAAAAUUUAAAAUAAGCUUGAUGAAAUAAAAUGUACCAGGUGGCUUUUCUGUAGCAGAAAUUAAUUACAACCAUUUUUUCUCAAGCAAUUUUAAAGACAAGCCAAGUUGAAAAUAAAUAUUCAAGCACACAGUAAACUAAAGUCUAUAUGUAGAAAUUCAGGUACAAAGCACAGCAGAGCCUAUGACGACAAUUUAGAAAUAUAAACUAGCAACAAAGCAAUAAUUUCUUUCAAAUAACAGGAAAAAGUUCUCCAAUACCAUUAUUGAGAUCAUUUAGUGUUUAUUAAUUUCAGAGUUUUUUUAAAAUCCUGUUUCUAAUUAUAUUUGAUCGCAAUAUACCAACAGAUACCUCCCUGGUGGCUCAGAGAGUAAAGCAUCUGCCUACAAUGCGGGAGACCUGGGUUCAAUCCCUGGAUCAGGAAGAUCUCCCAGAGAAGGUAAUGGCAACCCACUCCCAGUAUUCUUGCCUGGAAAAUCCAAAUCGAAGGAGGAGCCUGGUAGGCUGCAGUCCACGGGUCACAAAGAGUUGGACACGACUGAGCGGCUUCACGUUCUUUCUUUAUGCCGACAGAUGAAUCAUACUGGAUGAAGCAAAUGGCAGCUAAAUUUCUGGCUAGCUCCCUAAUGACGCUCCAGAUUUGUACAUGGUAGAAAGGCUCAGGAAACUGGGUUUGCAUAAAUCCCUGCUGGUACUUAUAAAAGCUUUUAAAAGUUAA